UACUCCCACUGACUUCCUAAACUAAACCAAAAGAAAGACCAAAGUUCUGAGCUCCCUUUUUUCAGAAGAAAAUGAACCAAGAAAUGAAUGGGGUGGAUGCGGAGGCGACGGCGGCGGAGAGGGCGGAGAGAGAGAGGGUGAGGAGGGAGAUUAGUGUUAUGACUGGACAUGAAAAGAUAGAUUAUGUGUUCAAGGUGGUGGUGAUUGGAGACUCGGCAGUUGGGAAGACUCAGAUUCUGUCGAGGUUUACAAAGAACGAGUUCUGCCUUGACUCCAAGUCCACAAUUGGGGUUGAGUUCCAGACCAGGACUCUCACCAUUCAAGGAAAACUCAUCAAGGCUCAGAUCUGGGAUACUGCUGGCCAAGAAAGGUAUAGGGCAGUUACAAGUGCAUACUACAGAGGUGCAUUAGGGGCAAUGCUAGUGUACGACAUCACCAAGAGGCAGACCUUCGAUCAUGUAGCUAGAUGGGUUGAGGAGCUCCGGGCCCAUGCUGACAGUUCGAUCGUGAUCAUGCUGAUCGGGAACAAGGCUGAUCUCGGGGACCAGAGGGCCGUGCCGACGGAAGAUGCAGUUGAGUUUGCUGAGGAGCAGGGGCUGUUCUUCUCAGAGACAUCAGCUUUCAGUGGUGACAAUGUGGACUCUGCAUUCUUUAGGGUUCUUGAGGAAAUAUAUGGUGUGGUGUCUAAGAAGGCAUUGGAAUGUGGCAAUGAGAUAAAAUCCAAUGGGGUUGAUCUUAAAGGGGCAAAAAUUGAUGUUAUUUCUGGUUCGGAAUUGGAAAUUAGUGAGAUGAAGAAAUUGUCUGCUUGCUCUUGUUAAAUUCCAAUUGUAAGAAGCAAAUGCAGAGGUCUCGUUAUUCUUUUGGGUUUGCAAGCCAUUGGUGUUUAUGUUUCUUUUAUUUGUUUUGUUUUGGGUAGCUAAGGAAAAUGUGUAAAAGUAAAGGAGGGAAGUUCUCUUGGACGAGGUAAGUACUUUAUCACUUGAGCUAUGUAAGUAUUUACGACUGGCGUUGUGAUUAUAGUUACCAUGAUGUGAUUAUUGAA
Molecule: messenger RNA, 1042 nt
Organism: Pyrus x bretschneideri (Chinese white pear)
Lineage: Eukaryota; Viridiplantae; Streptophyta; Magnoliopsida; Rosales; Rosaceae
Product: ras-related protein RABA3
Exons: 2
Coding region: 72-818 (248 amino acids)
Cellular component (GO): endosome
Molecular function (GO): GTPase activity; GTP binding
Source: RefSeq, a predicted model, not a curated record